UCUGCAAAACCACUGCCUCUCAGAAACUUGAGAUUUUAGACAAAAACCGAAAUAAAAAAAAAUGGGAAGCUCAAGCUCAAGAACUCCAUCACUCUUUGGCUGCAUCUUCAUCUGGGCAAUCCUGGCCGCCCAUUUGGUAGUGAUUGCUUCAGCUUCGGCCGUUGAUUUCAGCAGGGGCCACCAGCUGGGCGAGCUGAGCGGGGGUUCGACGAGAUCGGCGGCGGGGGGACUGAUAGCUGACGAGGACGAGGAUGCGGAGAUGCAGAUGGACUCGGAGAUCAACCGGAGCAUGUUAGCCACGAGGUCGUACAUUAGCUACGGUGCGCUGAGUAGGAACACUGUCCCCUGCUCGCGACGUGGCGCGUCCUACUACAACUGCAUACCUAGGGCUCCGGCUCGACAUCGAUCUCCGGCGAAUCCCUACCGUCUCGGCUGUAGCGCCGUUACUCGCUGCAGGCGCUAAUUUCAAUUUUUUUUUUUAUAAUUUAAUUUAAUUUCCUCCCCUUUUUUUUUGUUAUUAUUGUUAAAAAAUUAUAUGGGUCUAGUUGGUGAUUGUGUUA
Pyrus x bretschneideri (Chinese white pear) is the source of this 560-nucleotide messenger RNA. RefSeq names its product protein RALF-like 33. The transcript has a single exon. Bases 62 to 463 code for a protein of 133 amino acids. The record is from RefSeq and is a predicted model, not a curated record. Lineage: Eukaryota; Viridiplantae; Streptophyta; Magnoliopsida; Rosales; Rosaceae.